AUGGCUAUUAAGAUUGGUAUUAACGGUUUCGGAAGAAUUGGACGUUUGGUCUUGAGGGUUGCUUUGCAAAGAAAGGACAUUGACGUUGUUGCCAUCAACGAUCCUUUUAUUGCACCCGACUAUGCUGCUUACAUGUUCAAGUACGACUCCACCCACGGUGCCUACCAAGGUGACGUUAAGGCCGAGGGCGACAAUUUGAUUAUUGACGGCCACAGCAUCAAGGUUUUCCAAUACAAGGACCCAGCCGAGAUUCCUUGGGGCAAGUCGGGCGUUGAGUACGUUAUCGAGUCUACUGGAGUCUUUACCAAGAUUGAAGGUGCCAAGAAGCACAUUGAAGCCGGCGCCAAGAAGGUUAUCAUUACUGCUCCUUCUGCCGAUGCUCCAAUGUUUGUUGUUGGUGUCAAUGAAGACAAGUACACUCCAGACUUGGACAUUAUCUCCAAUGCUUCGUGCACUACCAACUGUUUGGCUCCAUUGGCCAAGAUUGUCGACGACAAUUUCGGCAUCGAGGAAGGUUUGAUGACCACCGUCCACUCCAUGACUGCCACCCAAAAGACUGUGGACGGUCCAUCCCACAAGGACUGGAGAGGCGGAAGAACCGCUUCCGGCAACAUUAUCCCAUCCUCCACCGGUGCCGCCAAGGCUGUCGGUAAGGUUAUCCCAGACUUGAACGGCAAGUUGACUGGUAUGUCCUUGAGAGUCCCCACUGUUGACGUCUCGGUUGUCGACUUGACUGUCAGAUUGAAGAAGGCCACCACCUACGAAGAGAUUGCCAAGGCCAUCAAGAAGGCUUCCGAAACCUCGAUGAAGGGAAUUAUGGGCUACACCGAAGACGCUGUUGUCUCGACCGAUUUCUUGGGCUCUUCAUACUCGUCCAUCUUUGACGAAAAGGCUGGUAUCUUGUUGAGCCCAACUUUUGUCAAGUUGGUUUCAUGGUACGACAACGAGUUUGGUUACUCCACCCGUGUUGUGGACUUGUUGCAACACGUUGCCAAGGUCUCUGGUAGCAAAUAA
Messenger RNA from Lodderomyces beijingensis, 1014 nucleotides. The record is from the annotation of a GenBank genome assembly. NCBI's taxonomy places the organism in Eukaryota, Fungi, Ascomycota, Pichiomycetes, Serinales, Debaryomycetaceae.